Nymphaea colorata (pocket water lily) is the source of this 1140-nucleotide messenger RNA. RefSeq lists its product as uncharacterized. Gene Ontology annotation, biological process: peptide biosynthetic process; translational elongation. Lineage: Eukaryota; Viridiplantae; Streptophyta; Magnoliopsida; Nymphaeales; Nymphaeaceae. Bases 190 to 879 code for a protein of 229 amino acids. Gene Ontology annotation, cellular component: cytoplasm. The record is from RefSeq and is a predicted model, not a curated record. The transcript is spliced from 7 exons. Gene Ontology annotation, molecular function: translation elongation factor activity.
AUCGGCGUGCACAGCGAGUUGUCGGAAACCGAUAAUAUUGCGUUAAAACAUGGCGAUGUUUUCGGUCAUACCAGAUAGGCGGUAGGCGCUCCGCGGGCGUUUCCUUUUGGCGCGAGGCUUCUCCACGUUCACCCCUCACAAGAAAACCCCAUCGUUUCCCUGCCUCUAACACUCCCUAUUGGCUUGCCAAUGGCGGGUCUUCAGUUCUCUCUGAAUGUUUCUUUUCGUUCUGCAACCGUUCCUCCCUCUUCAAUGCUUCGGCUCCGUCCGCCUCUAUCAUUCCCCAAGUCGUGCACCCGCCUCAAGACCUCUAGAAUAGUUGCCUUCACGAGCAAUGACAUCAAGGUGGGGUCGAAUCUUGAAGUGGACGGUGCUCCAUGGCGUGUUUUAGAAUUUCUCCACGUAAAGCCUGGAAAGGGAGCAGCAUUUGUCAGGACCAAAAUGCGCAACUACUUGACAGGAAACACAGUCGAGAAAACAUUCCGUGCUGGAACUACGAUAAAUGAGGCAGACAUUAUGAAGGAAACCAAACAAUUCACAUACAAAGAUGGUUCUCAGUUCGUGUUUAUGGAUCUGUCAUCUUUUGAAGAAAGCCGUAUAAGUGAAGCAGAAAUUGGCGACAAAAGGAAAUGGCUAAAAGAGGGAAUGGACUGUAGUGUUCUCCUUUGGAAUGGAAAGGUUAUUGAUUGUGAGCUUCCCAUUACUGUUAAGCUUACUGUGGUUGAGGUUGAUCCUGGACUAAGGGGUGAUACUGCUCAAGGUGGAUCGAAGCCAGCGACGGUCGACACGGGUGCUGUUGUGAACGUGCCAUUGUUUGUGAAUAUUGGCGAUGAGAUUUUGGUGGACACCAGAACAGGGGAAUACAUGAGCAGGGCCUAGAUUUUUCCUUUCUCCUUUUUCUCCUUGCCCUUUGAGCUCUCGGGGUAGACAUGACUAGGGAUCUUGAGCGAACUUUGAGUUAUCAAGGUUGUGGCUGUGGCUCUGGGGGCUACGCAUGUAUGAAUGAGUGUAUAAUGUUAAUUUUUCUUUUUAUCCUUGAUUGAUUAAAAAAAGGGAAACUCUGCAAGGCACUCAUUCACUCUCUCCAUUCACUCACUAAAAUCAUGCAACACUUUCCAAAAUGAAAUAUUUGCAACUCAA